Messenger RNA from Didymodactylos carnosus, 381 nucleotides. NCBI's taxonomy places the organism in Eukaryota, Metazoa, Rotifera, Eurotatoria, Philodinida, Philodinidae. The record is from the annotation of a GenBank genome assembly.
AUGUUUCUUUCACUAACCUUAACAACAUCAAAACCAAUUUUGUUAAUACUGGAUGGACAUACUUCCCAUCGUCGUGUACGUACAAUUGAAUUAGCUAUUAGCAAUGGUAGUGUUUGGUUAUGCAUUCUACCACAUUCAACUUACAUUUUCCAACCUCGUGACAUUACAUUUUUUAAAUCAAUAAAACACAAAUAUCAUGAGAUUUUAGCUGAAUAUAUACUCUUAUUAAAAUUAUUUCAAUCAACAGCGAUUAAUAAAGUCAAUAUUAUUAAAGGUUUUAUUGCAACCGCCAUUUAUCCAUUAGAUAAAUCAGCCAUAAAAAACAACCGGCUUCAUCUGCGGGUAAAUCAAAAAGGGCUAGCCAAUUUAGCACACACCUAG